Messenger RNA from Ziziphus jujuba (common jujube), 1091 nucleotides. Its product is annotated as (+)-cis,cis-nepetalactol synthase NEPS3-like. The coding region runs from base 99 to 902 and encodes 267 amino acids. The record is from RefSeq and is a predicted model, not a curated record. Gene Ontology annotation, molecular function: oxidoreductase activity. NCBI's taxonomy places the organism in Eukaryota, Viridiplantae, Streptophyta, Magnoliopsida, Rosales, Rhamnaceae. The transcript has a single exon.
UUUUUAUAAUAAAAUAUAUUAAUAGCAGACCAGUUUUAUAAAGUAGCUUCGCACAAACCCAACUACCACCUUCAGACAUCUCGAUCAUCUUUGCAAACAUGACUAAUCUUCCACCAACUACCACCACCACCAACAACAAGCUCAACGGAAAGGUGGCAAUAGUCACCGGUGCCGCCAGCGGUAUCGGCGAAGCCACGGCUCGCCACAUUAUCAACGUUGGUGCACGUGCAGUAGUCAUAGCAGAUGUACAGGACGAGAAAGGUCGAAACGUCGCCGCUUCGAUAGGCCCCGACAGAUGCACCUACAUCCACUGUGACGUUACCGACGAGAACCAGGUUAAGUCCCUAGUGGAAUCGACUGUUUCAAUCUACGGCCGCCUCGACAUCAUGUUCAGCAACGCGGGGAUUUCCAACAAGGGCUUACAAACCGUUUUAGACCUCGACUUGUCGGAGUUCGACAAGGUCGUGGCGGUGAACACGCGGGGUGCGGCGGCGUGUGUGAAGCACGCGGCGCGUGCGAUGAAGGACGGAGGGGUGAGGGGGAGCAUAAUAUGCACGGCGAGCGCGUUGGCCAGUCGUGGGCUCGAAGCAGCCACUGACUACGUGAUGUCGAAGCAUGCGGUGAUCGGACUGGUGAGGUCGGCGAGUUUGCAGCUGGCGGGUAAUGGGAUUCGAGUGAAUAGCGUGUCGCCGGGGGUGGUCGCGACGCCCGGAUCGUGUGCCACGUUUGGAGUUGAUGAGGAUCACUUGGAUGAGGUGGUGGAGAAGUUCUCGAGGAUGAAAGGGGUUAUGAGAAUGAAACAUGUCGCUGAUGCGGUGGCGUUUUUGGCCUCUGAUGAGUCGGAGUUCGUCACUGGGAUUGAUUUGGCUGUCGACGGUGGUUUUGUUAUUCCGCAGCCGUGAUUUUUGGUGGAAGUUCACAGCCGUUGACCGUUUGACUACAGUCACACCAUCUUUUCUUUUAUUCCUAAUAAUAAAUUAGAAAUGUGUUAGAGCCCUCUUUGUUUUAUUAGUUAUUAGAAAAAAAAAAAAAAGUUCAAAAAUGCAGGCAUCUUUGUUUCUCCUUAAUAUAUAUAAAACAAAUAAAAUCUU